ACAUGUCCCAGGCGCCCUUGCGCGGAGGGCGGGGCCGGGCUCUGCGGCCGGUUGGUACUGGGGGGACCCGGCGCAUUCGGGGCGCAAUGGCCGCGUGGGGUGAUCGGCUGGCUGGUGUGCGCGGGGUGCUGCUCGACAUCUCGGGGGUGCUGUACGACAGCGGCGAGGGCGGCGGCGUCCCGAUCGCCGGCUCGGUGGAGGCGGUGGCGAGACUGAAGCGGUCCCGGCUGAAGGUGAGAUUCUGCACCAACGAGUCGCAGAAGUCCCGGGGAGAGCUGGUGGCACUGCUUCAGCGACUGGGAUUUGACAUCUCCCAGGAGGAGGUGACUGCCCCGGCACCCGCCACCUGUCAGGUCCUGAAGGAGCGAGGCCUGCGCCCUCACCUGCUCGUCCACGACGGAGUCCGCUCAGAGUUUGACCAGAUUGACCAGUCCAACCCAAACUGCGUGGUGCUGGCAGACGCCGGGGAGAGCUUUUCUUACCAGAACAUGAACAAGGCCUUCCAGACUCUCAUGGAGCUGGAGAAUCCCGUGCUCAUAUCCCUGGGAAAGGGGCGCUACUACAAGGAAACCUCGGGCCUGAUGCUGGACGUCGGAGCCUACAUGAAGGCGCUCGAGUACGCCUGUGGGAUUGAAGCCGAAGUGGUGGGCAAACCUUCUCCCAAGUUCUUCAAGUCGGCCCUGCAAGCGAUGGGAGUGGAAGCCCACCAGGCCAUCAUGAUUGGAGACGACAUCAUGGGUGACGUUGGCGGUGCCCAGCGGUGUGGAAUGAGAGCGCUGCAGGUGCGGACUGGGAAGUUCAGGCCCAGUGAUGAGUACCAUCCAGAAGUGAAGGCUGACGGGUACGUGGACAACCUUGCAGAGGCUGUGGAUCUGCUGCUGCAGCAUGCGGACAAGUGACAGCCUUCAGGGAGGGCACAGCCUCCUUCCAUUACUGUCCCUCCUCCCCCAGUACUCAGGACACCCAAGUCCCUGACAGCCCCACCCUCUGCCCUCUUUGAGGGGAAGGCCCUGCUGGGCUACCUUGCUCCUGCACCACAGCCAACCAGCCCGUUCCUCAGCCCCCCUCAGCCAUGCUUCCCUGGGCUCCUGGGCAGAGGUUUGCUCAUGACCCACAUGAUGUGCUCGCUUGCCUGGCCCUGCCAUGCCUCUGCCUUGGUGAUGUCCAAAGGGUGGGACAGACAUGCCAGGCCUCCAGAGAGUGAAAGUCCUCUGAGCAGGGCUGGAGGCUCUCUCUGGGGUUGUCCUGGAUUCAUUCAUGCACCAUUCACACCUGGUCAUUGAGUGCAGUGAGCUCCACCUAGCUGGGUGUAGAGGAUGUUGCCCCUUCACCAGGCUCUCUGCAGCCAAGUGAGGAGCCUGGAGAAAAAACAGGGGCCUCCUGGGCACAUCAAGCAGCUCAGAGCCGAACCAGCCUGCCUAGGCCUGCUGGGCACCCCACCUGCAAGUCACACUGCAGAUAGGCUGGGGGUAGCUCCCAGGGGCACUUUGAAGGGCACCAUACUACAGAGGUUAAGGUUGCAUACAUAGAGGGUACUCUGGACCAGACUAGACAGAAUGAACUAACGGCUCAAUAAACUUGGCCUUGAAUAGCAGCCUUUGACUCAGGCUUUGACUACCACAAAGAGCCCUGUGGGGAGAGGGUGGGUGCCUGGGUGGAGUCUCAUGCACUAUCCCUGGUCCUGCCCUGAGCUGGAGCCACUGAAUGUCAGAGGGGCAAAGGCUGCUAUGAAACCCUUCACCUGUUCUUACCCCUUUAACAGAUGAGGAAACUGAGGCUCAGAGGGGACAGUGAGCUGUCCUUAGCCACACCUGGGAGAAGAUAGGCCAGAGAAAACUCUAGUAAUGCCUUCCAAAUUAGUUCCUUCUACAUUGCUGCAAUAGAAUAUCUCAGGCAGGCUUACUUUUAUAUAAGAAAAGAGGUUUAUUUAGCUCAGUUUGGGAGCCUCAAUGACAUACUAUUGGCAUCAGCUAGGCUCUGGUAAGGACCUCUUACUAUCUUGGCAGGAGCAUGUUCAGGACCACGAGGAGGUCACAUGGAAGGAAGCUAGAGAGAUCAGGAUUCCAUAAUCCCUUCCAAGGCCAUGCCCACAAUUGGCCUAAGGACCACCCACUAGGCCCCAAUUUUAAAGGCCCUAAUACCACCCACUAGGGAUCAGGCUGUCAACAAGGAAUCUUUGAGGAAAACUCAAAUAUCUCAAUCACAGCCUUUACUCAGAGCAGCCUGAGGCUGGUGGUGGAGAGAGCCCUGUUCAGACCRGGGGAGCAAGCCUCCCCACAAAGCCUCCAGGACAAAUUCACUCUUAAACUAAGUUUCAGGUUUCAAAAUCAAUAAGCUGAGUGGGUAACUUGAUUGUUGUUUCUCCCCCAAUCAAUUCAGAAGCCAGUGAUAAAUCUCGGGAGAUGACUUCAAAUAAGAGAAGCGAGGGAUCCCCAUAAGAGGACUUGCGUUAGACAAAGGCAGACAGUGACCAAGCAUAGCAACCAGAAACGGGAGCCCKAGUCUCCGGCACAGCAGCUGGGAGCCCAGGGCCUUGCCCAGCAGGCUGGCAACCAUUCAGUCAGGAUCAGAAGAUGGUGGCAGAGUCUUUUCAAGAUGAGAGGCCACUGGCCAGGGCAGUGUCACUGGCAUUUGAGGAGGGCCUUUGUACUUUUAGUUGGAAAGUCCGCAGUCAGCCGGCUCCCUGCUGGAGCCCCCAUGGCCACCUGUCAGAGUGGGAGGAGGCCAGCAGCGGGAGGGCGAGCGUGGGCUGGGCCUGCAGCAUGCUGUGAACACAUUCUGUGGAGUUUGGGUUUCCUCUUCUCUCAUUCUCAGGGCCUGGCCUCGCCUGCUCUCCUUGGUAGGAAUUUGCAGUCCGGGCAGCGCCCUCUGGAGAAGGGAGGCUGGUCUGUCUUACCGCCAGCCGAGCCUCUUUCAAGUCGCUGCCCAGGAGUGGGGUGCAGAGAACAACCACCCGUGGGGCUGCAGUAGGCAAGAAGUGGUGUUGUCACUACCAUCAUUUUCCAGAUAAGGCAGCCGAGGUACAGAGGAUGAAGUGACAAGCCCGAGGGCCAGCAAAAGAGGCACAGUGGAGACUGGAGCUCCAAUCAAGGCCUGGCUCCUCGUCCCAUGCCAUUUCUGGUGAUUUCUCAAGUGCUACCCCCACUCUUCCUGAAAUUCUCCCGUGGGGAUGGCCUGUGGUGACCCCAGGGCUGAUUUUCCAGCAGAGCCUGUGCAUGGGUAUCUUCUCUCUCCAGAUGAACAAUUCUGGGGGUUGGGGUUCAGUGCUACCUGUGGGGAAUCAUGUAGCCCUGAGCCUCGGUUACCUCAUCUGUUAAAUCCCUCACAGGAUUUACCAUCCCCUCUGGAGCAGAUGGCCCCUUGUCCCGCUGCUUAAACGUGACAAUGCUGCCCAGAAAUGACGAGUGACCCCCCCCCCCUUGGGUCCCUUCAGCUGCUCAUAGUUACCAGCCUUGGGGGUGAAGCAAGGGGGCCUGGCCCUGGCUACUGCAGGCCCUCCCUCUAUUGCCCCCGCCCAGCAGAUGGGUCAGGCAGGCAGAAAGCCUCCUACAUGCUCAUCUUAGGACAGAAGUGGGGCCAGGAGAGCCAGCAAGAGCUCAUGGUUCACCUCCCAUUCCAGCGUGACUGGCAACAGCUUCUCCUCUCUGGAAAUGAAUAUACUGGGCACUUUGCAUUAUCUCUCUUGAGUUUUGACUUUUUAGAUUAUAGAUUUCUUAUAAUAUGUAUUGUUUCUAACAGAAAAGCAUAAAAGAAACCAUAAACCACCUGGAGCCUGGCCACUGUCCCAGCGGGCAUUUCCUCCAGCCAGCCGUCCAUACUCUGUCCAGUGCAGCAGGGGUUCUCAUACUUUUUCAAGGUUGAGAAGCCUGCUCAAAAGGUGGGCACACACCAUGUCCCAUCAAUGGACCUUACAUCAGGUGUAUCUAUGCGCUGGCCUGGCUUGGGGACUGCAGAGGGGUAAGGCCCCGAUGCCAAAGCAGAGGGUGGAGCUGCUACCCUGUGAGUCCUAGAGCCUGUGCGGGGGCGGUGUCCCAGUCUAAGCAAACUGUGAGGUUCAGAAGAUGGCCCCGGGGGAGGCUCUACGGUAGAGAGUGGGGCAGCCAUAGAUGGGCUGAGCUAAGCUGGAGUAAGGUGAGUGUUGUGUUAUAGAGAGUGACCACACUUGUCCUCAAGGCUGCCGACACCCUGAAUCUCCUAAGCUUGGUUACCUGGUCUGAGAGGCCAGGCAGAGGACUGGGUGCCCACACUGGGCUGAGCAGCAGAGGCCUGAGCCCUACAAGCCGUUGAUGAGAGCAGAGGCCCUCGGCUAGAAGCCCAGCCUGUGCACUCCUGGGCUACCCUGCUGGUCAGAGGCAGACUGGCCACACAGGGUGCUGCAGAGUCCAGGCCAGGUCAGACUGGAGGCUCCAUGGUGGCAAGGCCCAAUGCACAUUGCUGGCACCCCUGCCUCUCAGCAAGGUUGGAACUACCGAGGGCUGUCUCCCCUCUACCCGCCCAGCUCUGUGGCUCCUGGCUGGACUUGUCUACCUCCAAACAUGCACACACACACUGCUCUGGUGCUAGCCCACCAGAGAGCCUGCAGCCCUGCUCCACUAAUUCUCCYAGAGUGGUCCUGCACUGGGACCCCUCCUUGGCUGUGUGACAGAUCCCAACUCUGAAGCGUGGAGGGAAGAGAAGGGAACAGCCCAUGCCCUGGAGAGCAUGGAGCUAAUGCUCUGUGGCAGAGGGAAGGAGGGCCUACCCGUUCUCCACACCCAAAAGAAACUACACAGCURUGCCCAGGCAGUUGGGUAUGAACCAGGAAGCUUUAUUUACACAGUAAAAGUAACAAGCAAAUUCCUGAGACUAGAGCGGCUCUAGUGCAAGACAGUUAUGGCCUGCGCAGGGAGGACAGGCUGCGGUGGGUGGCGGUGGGGGACAGACCCAGCACCCUCUGCACACUGUGGCCUUGCCCCAGCAGGGGCCUGGCCCAGCAAUCCACUGGUUGCCACACUUCCUGAAGCUCUGCAACACCAACACCGCGGGG
This is a messenger RNA of Urocitellus parryii (Arctic ground squirrel), 5026 nucleotides long. It is a transcript of the gene Lhpp, whose product is annotated as phospholysine phosphohistidine inorganic pyrophosphate phosphatase. NCBI's taxonomy places the organism in Eukaryota, Metazoa, Chordata, Mammalia, Rodentia, Sciuridae. The record is from RefSeq and is a predicted model, not a curated record. Gene Ontology annotation, biological process: dephosphorylation. Gene Ontology annotation, cellular component: cytoplasm; cytosol. Gene Ontology annotation, molecular function: phosphatase activity; inorganic diphosphate phosphatase activity.